AUGGAGAAUAACAAAAUUAUAGAUGCACAACCUAAAUUUCAAGGAACUGAUGGAACCAAUAGAUAUAUGUAUAAUCAGUUAUGGAAGUUAUGUGCUGGAUCUUUGUUUGAUCUUCCAAUAAUUGGAGAAGAAGUUUAUUAUUUUCCUCAAGGGCACAUAGAGCAGCUUGUAGCAUCAGAAAAUGACAACCUGUGCCAAUUAAAACCAAUUUUUGAUAUUUCUUCAAAAAUUCGUUGUAAUGUUAUUAGCAUCAAGCUUAAGGUGGAUACCAAUACAGAUGAAGUUUAUGCAAAAGUUUCGUUGUCGCCAUUUUCACCUGAAUUUGAAGUCUCUAUUCCUAAUGGCAACAACGAACAAAACAUUAACUAUUUUACCAAGGUGUUAACUGCUUCGGAUGCCAGCACACAUGGUGGUUUUUCUUUAUUUAAAAAAGAUGCCAUUGAAUGUCUUCCUCUAUUGGAUAUGUCACAGCAAGCACCGAGUCAGUGGAUAGUUGCUAAAGAUCUCCAUGAUCAUGUUUGGAAAUUUAAACACACUUUUAGAGGUACACCACAAAGACAUCUUUUCACAUCUGGUUGGAAACAGUUUGUAAGAAAAAAAAGUUUGGCCGUUGGAGACUCUGUUGUAUUCCUUAGAGGGGAGAAUGGGGAAUCACAAAUCGGAAUCAGAAAAGCAGCGCCUCAACAAAGCAACAUAUCAUCAUCAGUAAUUUCAAAAGAGAGUAUGCAUUAUGGUUUAGUUGCUACUGCAUCGAGUGCUAUUAACACCAAAUGUAUGUUCGACGUGUUUUAUAGGCCAAAGUCGAGCAAAUUCAUGGUCAACUGCAAAAAAGUUAUAGAUGCAGUGAACAUGAAGUUCAAUACAGGUUCAAGGUUUACUAUGAAGUUUGAAGGACAUGAUUUUAAUGAAAUAAUAUAUUCUGGGACAAUAGUAAAAGUGGAAGAUUUCUCCAUUUAUUGGAAGGAUUCAGAAUGGCGAAACCUACAAGUUCAGUGGGAUGAAGCUGCAACAUUUCCAAGACCUAAUAAGGUCUCUCCAUGGGAAAUCGAGCCUUUAAUUCGAAAAAACAAACGCCAACGCGAAAUUAACGAAAUUGGUCUUGCUAUGUCCAAACCAGAUUACAAUGACCAAAUGGUCCAGUCAACAAAAGAAAAUUCAACCACCAAUGCAUCUAGUAGCUUCAGAUUGUUUGGAGUUGAUCUAACGGCUUCUACCAAAGCAAGAGAUGUUUUGGAACCACUUGAAUCAUACCAAAAGAGUAAAAUUUCUGAAAUCUUUGAUGAAGAAAAGCUUGAUCAAAUUCAAGCAGUGACAUCACUAACAGAAAUCCAAACGGAGAAAAUAAGGUUUACUACAAGUAGUACCAAGGUUCACAUGGAAGGUGUUGUUAGAACUGUUGAUUUAACUGAUUUUGAUGGAUACAAUCACAUGAUCCUUGAACUAGAAAAACUCUUUAAUAUCGAAGGCAAGUUGCAUAUGCACAGUCAAUGGAAACUAACCUUUAAAGUUCAUGAAGGAGAUAUGAUGCUUGUUGGAGACGAUUCAUGGCUGAAAUUUUGCAACACCGUGAAGGAAAUAUUCAUAUGUUCAAAAUAAGAUGCCAUAAACUGAAAUUUGAGAAUCAAUUCUCUAAAGGUGACUCAGCAUUUACAAAAAUAAUUUCACCGUCCGAUGUCGAGACAGUCAAAAAGUGGUUUUGUUACUUUUAAUGCGUUUUUAUAUAAUACUAGGGUUUGAUCUCUGUUCACCCAGAAAUUAUACUUUUAUUUAACAUUUGUGUUUAACUUGAAGAGUUUGGUUUUAUAUUAUGUGUGAUAUUUAUUAUUGUGAUUGCUCUUAUUUA
Molecule: messenger RNA, 1843 nt
Organism: Brassica napus (rape)
Lineage: Eukaryota; Viridiplantae; Streptophyta; Magnoliopsida; Brassicales; Brassicaceae
Product: auxin response factor 22-like
Exons: 14
Coding region: 1-1596 (531 amino acids)
Biological process (GO): response to hormone; regulation of DNA-templated transcription
Cellular component (GO): nucleus
Molecular function (GO): protein binding; DNA binding
Source: RefSeq, a predicted model, not a curated record